This is a messenger RNA of Neltuma alba, 1943 nucleotides long. RefSeq names its product eukaryotic translation initiation factor 3 subunit L. The coding region runs from base 66 to 1640 and encodes 524 amino acids. Gene Ontology annotation, cellular component: eukaryotic translation initiation factor 3 complex; cytoplasm. Gene Ontology annotation, molecular function: translation initiation factor activity. NCBI's taxonomy places the organism in Eukaryota, Viridiplantae, Streptophyta, Magnoliopsida, Fabales, Fabaceae. The record is from RefSeq and is a predicted model, not a curated record. The transcript has 7 exons. Gene Ontology annotation, biological process: translational initiation.
UCUGCGUUCUUCUUCGCGGUGACUCUGAACGAGCCUCUUCGAAGUUCUGUCCUUGCAUUACAGCCAUGGCUUCCCACGAAUACGAUGAUGUGCGUGCCGGUUACGACGACCACCGACAGACACCAUCACAGUCUCAAGACCUGGGUUAUGAUCCGAAUUUCGUACCCGAUUCUGUGAAGUCAUUUGUUGUCCACCUCUAUCGCCACAUCCGAGAGAAAAAUGUGUACGAGAUCCAUCAGAUGUACGAGAACUCUUUCCAAACUCUCUCGGAGCGUCUCUUCAAGGAUACUCCGUGGCCCUCUGUGGAUGCUGUCGCUAACUACGUUGACAAUGAUCAUGUGUUUUGCCUCCUGUACCGCGAGAUGUGGUUUCGUCACCUCUAUGCUAGGCUCACGCCAACGCUUAAGCAGAGGAUAGAUUCCUGGGACAAUUAUUGCAGCCUCUUUCAGGUUGUGUUGCAUGGAGUUGUCAAUAUGCAGCUACCCAACCAGUGGUUGUGGGAUAUGGUGGAUGAAUUUGUUUACCAGUUUCAGAGCUUCUGUCAAUAUAGGGCCAAGAUGAAGAACAAAACCGAGCAGGAAAUUGCGAUUUUGAGGCAGUAUGAUCAGGCUUGGAACGUGUAUGGUGUCCUCAACUUCUUGCAAGCCCUUGUCGAGAAGUCCAUGAUUAUUCAGAUUCUUGAGCAAGAAAAAGAAGGCCUGGAACAGUUUACUGCUACUGAUGGGUAUGAUUACAACGGAGGGAGUAAUGUCUUAAAAGUUUUGGGGUAUUUCAGCAUGGUAGGAUUGCUGCGAGUUCAUUGUCUUUUGGGUGAUUAUCAUACAGGCCUCAAGUGCUUGCUUCCUAUUGAUAUUAGUCAACAAGGCGUUUACACCAGUGUUAUUGGAAGCCACAUUACCACCAUAUAUCAUUAUGGUUUUGCCAAUCUUAUGUUGCGGAGGUAUGUGGAAGCAAUUCGUGAAUUUAACAAAAUUCUCUUGUAUAUCUAUAAGACAAAACAGUAUCAUCAGAAAUCCACGCAGUAUGAACAGAUACUGAAGAAGAAUGAGCAAAUGUAUGCCUUGCUGGCUAUUUGCCUGUCACUCUGCCCCCAAAACAGGCUUAUUGAUGAGACUGUCAGCUCUCAGUUGCGGGAGAAGUACGGUGAAAAGAUGAUUAGAAUGCAAAGAUAUGACGAUGAGGCUUUUGCUAUCUAUGAUGAGCUCUUUUCGUAUGCAUGCCCCAAAUUCAUCACCCCAUCAGCACCUAGUUUUGAAGAGCCUCUAGUUAAUUAUAACCAGGAUGCCUACAGACUUCAGUUAAAACUGUUCCUUUAUGAAGUGAAACAGCAACAAUUGUUAUCAGGUGUUCGGACCUUCUUGAAGGUCUAUUCAACAAUCUCUCUUGCAAAACUUGCUAGCUACAUGGAAGUUGACGAAGCCAAUUUAAGGACCAUUUUGAUGACAUACAAGCAUAAAACUCAUGCCGUUGAUAGUGGUGGAAAAGUUAUAUCCAAUGCUGAUGUGGAUUUCUACAUUGAUGAUGAUAUGGUUCACGUUAUGGAGUCUAAGCCCCCCACGCGAUAUGGGGAUUACUUCUUGCGUCAGGUAGUCAAGCUUGAGGGCGUUAUCAACGAAAUAGACGGUAUAAAGCUGGAAUAAGCUGCAUGUGCCUUUUCGCCCUUCUAGGCGGUUUUCUCCCGGAGGUGUCAUAGCGUACUUUUUUUGCGGUGGGGGAUGAGAGUAGCUCUCUAAAUGUAAUACUAAUUUUUGCUUUACACAAUGGAGCAAUUAGUGCUUCUAACGGCGGAAAAGUCCCUAUUAGUCCUUCAAUUGUGUUAGCAGUUUAUUGUGCUUGAUGUUUUCUUAUCUGAACAAUGGUUUUCUCAUCCAGGGCCUUCACCACGAGUCCCCCAUACGAGAAUUUCCGAGGAAAAUGCAUUAAAGAAUUAUUUUCUAGGCCAA